Molecule: messenger RNA, 618 nt
Organism: Aspergillus terreus NIH2624
Lineage: Eukaryota; Fungi; Ascomycota; Eurotiomycetes; Eurotiales; Aspergillaceae
Product: purine-nucleoside phosphorylase
Exons: 4
Coding region: 1-618 (205 amino acids)
Biological process (GO): nucleoside metabolic process
Cellular component (GO): cytoplasm
Molecular function (GO): purine-nucleoside phosphorylase activity
Source: RefSeq, a predicted model, not a curated record
AUGUCUGAACUACCCAAGGGUCUAUCUUCAUAUCAGCAGGCAGAACAGGCCGUCCAGUCCCUCAAAGACCGUCUACCGGCAGAACUACAGAGCCCACGGGUGGCUAUUGUGUGCGGCUCUGGUCUGGGAGGCCUUGCUGACAGCAUCCGUGAUCACCCACGAGCAGAAUACGACUACGGAUCUAUUCCUCAUUUCCCCAAACUGACAGUUCCUGGACAUGCUGGCAAGCUGGUCUUUGGCUUUCUGGGUGAAGACAUCCCGGUUGUGUUGAUGGUUGGCCGCGCUCAUUACUACGAGGGCCAUUCCAUCCACCAGGUUACGUUCCCAAUUCGUGUUUUUAAGCUGUUGGGUGUUGAGACAGUUGUUUUUUACCGUGGUUCUAUGACAAAGUGGUUUACUGACAUAGCAAAGCACAUUUUCCUGUCCGGUCUGGCAGGCAAUCAUCCGCUGCGGGGACCCAACGACGAGGAAUUUGGCCCUCGUUUCCCUCCUUUGUCCGAUGCAUACGAUCUCGAGCUCCGUCGCCAUGUGCAUAAAGCCUGGAAAACGGUGGUAGACCCGCUGAGUAAGAGAAGACUGCACGAAGGAGUGUAUGCCUAUGUCGGAGGUCCCAGGUGA